AUGUCAAUAUUAUUUCUAUCGGUAUAUAGUCAAAUAAAAAUAAAACAAGAUGAUGAUUUAUGUCCAAAAAUUAUCGGUAUACUUUGUGUUAAAAAUGUUCUUUUGGAUAUUGCACGAACAGCUGACGAAAUCAAUAUAAUAGCUCAUAAAAUGGAACAAGAUAUUUCUGAAUACGAACCAACGCCAAUGACUCUCAAUGAUUAUAUUAAUGAUAAAAUGAAACAUAUACAAUCGAGUAAACCAAAAUCAUAUUAUCAUGAACAAUUUAUGAAUAUUCAAAAUAAUAUUAAUAAAACGGAUUUUCUUCAUUUAUUGCAAGAAGAAUAUUAUGCUUUUAGUUAUUUGUAUAAUUCAAUACAGCGUAUUUUAAAAAUAGGAAAUUUGUUUAGUACUUCAAUGGAUGAAUCAUUUGAAGAAAUUUUAAAUAAUUUACAAAAAAAUAUUUUAUGUAAAUAUCGUAGUAUUUUUAAUGUUUAUUCUGAAUUAUGGUUACCAAUAGAUAAAAUUCAUGGUAUGGAAAUAUUAAUAAGUCGAAAACGAAAUGCACCAUCAUUUUUAUAUAAUGCUUAUUCAAUGAUAAUUAUUCGAUUAUUAUAUGAAUGGAUAGAAAAUGUUAAUAAUAUUGCUAGCAAUAUUGAUAGCAAAUAUUUUCGUUAA
Messenger RNA from Rotaria sp. Silwood1, 657 nucleotides. NCBI's taxonomy places the organism in Eukaryota, Metazoa, Rotifera, Eurotatoria, Philodinida, Philodinidae. The record is from the annotation of a GenBank genome assembly.